Messenger RNA from Anopheles nili, 1118 nucleotides. RefSeq names its product CLIP domain-containing serine protease B14-like. Gene Ontology annotation, molecular function: serine-type endopeptidase activity. The transcript has 3 exons. Gene Ontology annotation, biological process: proteolysis. NCBI's taxonomy places the organism in Eukaryota, Metazoa, Arthropoda, Insecta, Diptera, Culicidae. The coding region runs from base 1 to 1113 and encodes 370 amino acids. The record is from RefSeq and is a predicted model, not a curated record.
AUGCAUCGUUCACCCAAACCGUGCUUCAAUUUGUUCGCGCUGGUAGCGAUCGUUAUGAUCGGGGGCAGCUGCACCGAUCGGAAACAGAUUCCAUGCACCACACCAAACCAAACGCUGGGAUGGUGCGUUCGUGUGCGCGACUGUGAUUACAUUCUCGAUUACAUGUCGAGGGAGCAAGAGUUGCUCUACAACGAUACGGCAUUCCUUGAGGGUCUCAAGUGUGGCAACCACGUUGAUGGUUCCGUGCUUGUUUGCUGCCCCCGGCUGGUGAAUGGACCCAAGUGUGGCCCGUUUUCGUUUAAAGUUCGCGUACACGGUGGAAACGAUACGGAGAUCGGCGAGUAUCCUUGGUUGGCGUUGUUGCGCUUUCAGGCACGCAACCGCAAGUUUCAUGCGAACUGCGCCGGUUCGCUGGUCGGUGGAAAGUUCGUAGUGACGGCAGCCCAUUGCUUUCUGGCCGCUAAGAAAAAAGGCUGGAAAAUCCACUCGGUGCGUGUUGCCGAAUGGAACUUUAUGAACCACCGCAGCAGCAAGGACUGCAAGCAGCUCACAGACCACGACACUCCCAUCUGCCGGAAGGACUACGACGUGGCCCGGGUCGUACUCCACCCGCACUACCGGGUCAACUACGUCGUGCACGAGAACGACAUCGCCCUGAUCGAGCUGGUACAGAACGUGGAAUUUGGGACCUUCGUUGCGCCAAUCUGUUUGCCACUGGCCGAUGACCAACUGGCCCCAGUUACCAACGAGACGGAGUACACAGCCGCUGGUUGGGGUUCCACGGAAGAAGAUGACGGUAUGUCACAUUUGCUGAAGCAAAUCAAUCUGCGCUGGUUCGAGAAGGACCGAUGCCGGCGGAUAUUUUCCGUGCCAAGUGGAACCGGUAUCGGUGAGGGACAUAUCUGUGCGGGAGGCAUUCGCGGUGAGGACACCUGCCACGGUGAUUCGGGUGGUCCGCUGAUGGAGUUGCACGCUGGACAGUGGUAUCUCGCCGGUCUCACCAGCUUCGGGUGGCCCACUUGCGGUAAAGAUGGCGUACCGGGGGUGUACACGAACGUGAGUCACUACCUGAGAUGGCUGGAACGGGAGAUAUAUCGGGGCGUGUUGGUGUAGCGUUA